Molecule: messenger RNA, 1088 nt
Organism: Petromyzon marinus (sea lamprey)
Lineage: Eukaryota; Metazoa; Chordata; Hyperoartia; Petromyzontiformes; Petromyzontidae
Gene: DNAJC8
Product: DnaJ heat shock protein family (Hsp40) member C8
Cellular component (GO): nucleus
Source: RefSeq, a predicted model, not a curated record
GUUCAGAAACCCCCUCUCGGCAGAAUCUUCCGUCUUCCGCGUCCCCCGUGGAAGCCGAGGCGGGCAACAUGGAGGCGUCUUCGAGCGAGGCGCUGUUCAGCAACAGCGAUAAGAGCGUGGAGGAAGCCUUCAACCAGUUCUACACAGAGGUGAAACAAAUCGAGAAACGCGACUCGGUGCUCACCCCCAAGCAGCAAAUUGAGCGACUCACUCGCCCCGGCUCCACCUACAUCAACCUCAACCCCUACGAGGUGCUACAGCUGGACCCGGAGGCCUCGGACACGGACAUUAAGAAGCGAUUCAGACAGCUCUCUAUCCUGGUUCACCCGGACAAGAACCAGGAUGAUGCAGAGAGGGCGCAGAAGGCGUUCGAAGCCGUGGACAAGGCCUACAAGUCGUUGCUCAACGAGGAGCACAAGACGAACGCCCUGGAGGUCAUCACGGCGGCGCGGGAGCACGUGGAGCACAACAUCAAAGAGAAGAAGAAGCAGCUGAAGAAGCAGGGGAAGCCGCAGAUCGUGGAGGAGGAACUCGACCCUGAAGCGUACAAGAAGGCGCUACACAAGCAGACCAUGAAGCUGUUCGCUGACCUGGAGAUCAAGAAACGGGAGAGGGCCACUCGUGACAUGCACCAGAGGAAGCGACAACGCGAAGAGGAAAUCGAGCAGGAGGAGUCGGAGAAGAAGGAGAAGGAGUGGCAGAAGAAUUUUGAGGCGAGCCGUGACGGCCGCGUGGACAGCUGGCGGUCAUUCCAGUCGCAGGGCAAGAAGAAGGCGUCCAAGGAGAAGAGAUCCUUCCUGAAGCCCCCCAAGGUGAAGAUGGAGAAGAGAUGACGUGGACACGCGGUUACACACAGACACACAGACACACACAGGCACACACACACAGACACACACACAGACACAGACACACACAGACACACACACAGGCACACACACACAGACACACACACAGACAAACAGACGUAGAUACAAUACACACACAUACACACACACACAUACGGAGAAGAGAUCCUUCCUGAAGCCCCCCAAGGUGAAGAUGGAGAAGAGAUGAUGUGGACACGCGGUUACACACAGACAUACACACAG